Entrophospora candida is the source of this 934-nucleotide messenger RNA. Lineage: Eukaryota; Fungi; Glomeromycota; Glomeromycetes; Entrophosporales; Entrophosporaceae. The record is from the annotation of a GenBank genome assembly.
AUGAAGUGGUACCAAGAAUUAUGUGAAUCAAACCCUAUGUAUAAAGCUUUUGAAACUGGGCAAAAAGGAAGUUGGUUUGUUCGUGAUGAUAAUUACUCUAGAGUUAAAGGAAUGUCUGACAUCGAUGACAAGACAUUUGUACCCAUAAUUCCUGGUUAUUCUAUAAUUUCUUAUAUUGCUAAGUCUUUUUUCCGAUUUACUAUUGAAAAAAAUGAGGAUAAUUUAUUAAAUUUUUUAUGGGUGGAUUAUGCAGAAGACAGAACUCUAACUAAUAUUACACAUCAAUCUUCAUCUAAUGAAUAUUUUUCUUCUUUUCACAAAUAUAUAAAAGGUAAAAAAAAAGGGAAUCAUUCGAUACCUAAUAUAUUAGGAUUGAAUAAUGCAACAAAUAUAAAAUAUCUUAGAGCUGCAGUAAUUCAAAAACAUCCUGAGGCUUUUACCAACCUCAUAGACAAAAAGAUUCUGAAGGCUGAAAAGAUGACCAAGUCUGUACAAAAUCAGAUGAAAAGAAAAGGGGGGUUAAUUGUAAAAGAAAUAAUUAAUUCAGAUGGUGGUACUUCAUCACACAAACUUACAGAUGUAAAGUCUGGAGUAAUGGUUGAUGUUGAUGGUCUAGAAAUAGAUAAGGAUACUGCACAAGGCUUAUUGGUUGGUUAUGUUGAAUAUAGACAGAAAUAUUACCAGACAAAUAAAAAAUUAAAAUGGGCUAAAGAAACUGUGAUUAGAGCUCACAAAACCACCAACAAAAAUGAUGAUGAUCUGAUAGAACAAGAAUAUAUUGAUGCUGCUGUUCAACAAGCAAUACAAAACAACAGACUUGGAUCUACUAUAUUUAUUAACACGAGAGAAUAUUUUAAAUUACUUUUGGGGCAACCCUGCAUGAAUUGCAAAAAUAAAUCAAUUGAUAAUAAGAUAUGGGAAAUAUACAAUGUUG